This is a messenger RNA of Porites lobata, 16469 nucleotides long. The record is from the annotation of a GenBank genome assembly. NCBI's taxonomy places the organism in Eukaryota, Metazoa, Cnidaria, Anthozoa, Scleractinia, Poritidae.
UUCUUUUCGAGUACGUCCGUCUACUUUCUAGCGCUUGUCUCCUUGGAACGUGCUUUCGCCGUCUUACGGCCAAUCCGUCAUCGCAUCACAAAUCGUCAAGUCUACAUCUAUAGCAUCGUUAUCGUUUGGGCCAUCGCUCUUGUCUUUUUUGUUCUUUUUAUGUUAUCCCUUUAUUAUCCAGAAAUAAAUGGAGUAUAUGUUUUUGUCACUGGUAGGACAUCGCUUCUUAUUUCCAUCUUGAUAAUUUGUACAAGUUACCUUAGCAUACGAGCUCGAUUGCGCGCACCCUCACCCGCCGAGAUAGACAAUCAUAAGCAUCGAUCAAGGGAGCACAAUUUACGGCUUUCAAAAACACUUUAUAUUGCAAUUGCUUCAUCGCUUGUGUUUUGGAUGCCUGCUUAUCUUGUCUUCUCAACGAUAGGAUUCUGUUCUGGAUGCUUUUCUGCACCAGUGGUUAUUUGGCUCGUGGAAGCUUUAUAUCUGGCAAAUUCUAUGGUGAAUCCUCUCGUCUACAGUUUCAGAAUGCAAAUUUUCAAAGACGCAUUGAACAAAUUCCGGAGAAAAAGACGACAGAACAUAAAAGCAAUUCAGCAAAACUAAUUUGGGCUUUGGUCGAGAAGGUUCAUUUACUCCAACACCUUCGAUUACAAUGAUUUGAGCAGCUUAAAGUAGAGUAAUAACGCUGAUUGUAUAUUAUAGUUGAUUAAGUAUUAAAAGAGGUGUUGACUUAGUUGACGCGGAGAAAAAGACGACAGAAAACAGGACCAGCUCAGCAAAAUAGUCGCCGCUUUUCCCUGGAAGGGGCUUCACUCUAACACUUUCCACCUGCCUGAAGUAAAAAAAUAUUGAAAGCUCAGCUUGUAUAGCAUAAUUAAUUAAGUAAAAGCCUUUUUUAUGCAACAACAACUGUGAAUGUACAAUUACGCGAGUGAUUUUUGUAAGCUUCAUCACCAACAUAUGGUUGUAAAAAAAUGACAUUUUUAUAUCAUUCUUAAAUUAAUCAUCCCGUCGUCACCACGCAAUGGCUUGAUUAACCCAUAUAGAUCACAGGCUGUUAGAUUGUGAAUCAUUUGAAAGAACUGAAAUUGUUGAGGAUGAGGUUUCUGACAUUAAACUUGUUAAACUUGAAAACGGCUCCCUUUUUGAAUAGCCUAAAACUCAUUUGACAUAUCUGAUAUUCACUCUGUGACGGUCAUGACGAGAGUUAAAUAAAAUAUCCUAUGCUGUGUUAAAUUUCAGCGCUGUUAAAUUUUUUAAAAGUUUCUUUAAAAAGAAAAUAUUGGUGUAAUAUGCAUUGUUUUUAUUCAUGCAGUGCGUCCUAAAUAUCCGAGAAGACCUCAUGGUUAUAUGUCAUCAUUUUAAUGCCCGAAAAGUUCAGUCUUACAUUUUUUCCAAGUCUUAUAAGCAGUAAUCAGAUUGCUUAAAAAAGAUCUUUGUGAUAUUUGUCGCAUUUAAAUGAAUAUUAACUUUUACAAAUAUCUAAUAACUUGUAAUAUUUCAGAUAAUAUGUUUAUGCCACUUUUUUCUCAGAAGAGGAUAUGCGAUAAAUUUUCAUUUGCAAUAAUUAUAAGCUCCGGGCUGAUGAUACUCAUUAGCCAAGCACUAAUGACAUGAUAUACAGUUUUUAAACAGUUAGAGAACGGAUGUAAAAACGCUAAGUGCGUUUAUAGAAACACAGAGAUCCCCAUAAACCUUAACGAAUAUUUCACCAUUUAUCAUUUUAAAAUAUCCCACUUGUCAAAACGAAAAUAAAAUAUGAACGGGAAAAGCUACUCCUGCAUGAUUUUCCCUUAUUCGACACCCUCUCAAAGAUUAAAAACAUGGAAAAUUAUUUUUUUUUUCAUCAACACCGAAAAAUUGUAAUUAUUUACCAUUGAUAGGAGAUAAAAUAUAAAUCUUUCCAUGGGUAGAUUUUUAAUGAGCCAAAAAAUAAUCUUACGGCACAGAAAUCGGGUUUAGAUUUUGUUUUUAAGUUCAUCGUACUUACAUAUCUAAUAUGCGUUCUUGAACCAUCCGUCUUUUUUGUAUUACCAAUACUAGAUGACCCCGAUGUCCAAAAAACUGAUAACCGAAGUAUACAAUCUUUGCAUUAUAGAUGCGAAUAAAUAAUCGUGUUUAUUGACAUGAGAUGUGGAUGUUGUGAAAUCGACUUUGUAUCCUCACUGUUUCUUUGUGGCCAACUGAGAUUAAAAUCAAGUCUCCUCGACUUAUCAAAUAGUAAUUAUUGGAUUCGGCUUUCAUUUAGUGCUAUGAAGAAUCAAGAAGAUCGAGGAGGGGGUUAUCGGCCGUGAUCUUCUAGUCCGACAUCAACUACGCAUGCCAGUUACCUUUAUUUUUGUAAAGAUCCCAACUUUUAAUGCGUCACUCCUCUGCAGUCUAAGGUUAUGAAGGGGGAAUAUUCAUUCUAGCAUAGAAUGAAUAAUAAUACUCAUUUAAGCUUACUGAGCUGUACUAACUCGGUGUAUGAACGAAACUUUAUUUAUUUUAAUCAUUUGUACAAAGAAAUUAUUUGCAUGGAGAGAUAGUUUUUCCAGAGCGCAUAAAUAUUAUUCAACAGCGUGGGAGCUGUCCAUGCAGUAAGUCAGUUUAAGUAAAAAAUAAUAAUUAUAAAAGAUAAUAAUAAUAAUAAAAACACACACACACAUAAGGCAAGCAAAUCAAAUGGUCAACAUGUUUUACUUAAAAAUCAAUUUUUGUAAGCUUAAGAAAUAAAUAUUGAUUUUUUUUUACUUAUUAUUUUAUCAACCGCAUUAGCAAAACAUAAUAUGCGUGACAUACCUUGUUAUUAAAGACUUGUUACUCAGAGCAUUUGGCAUGGGCUUUGCAAAUAAGUAAUUUUUUAAGGAUGAUAAUUAAUAAAAACGAAAUAUAAGUGGAUUCCCUGAAAUAACUUAGAUGAGAUGAGUCCUGAUUCAGUUGCCUUCCUGACAAUCAGACUUUUCAAAUAACACUUAAUGUUAGAUCAUGUUCUAAUUUUCUCGCUCUUCUCCCUUAAAUUUUAGUUAAAUAUGAACAUUGAAAUUGUCAAUUUUACAAACAACGAAAUGUAUAUAAAAUUAACGCUGAAAGAACAUGAGCAGAAUAUGCAUGUCGAUUAAAUCUUAAGACAAGUUUUUUUUAUGAGAUGCCAACUUCAUUUGUGAAUUUUCUUAUCUGUUGAUUUCUAAUUACUGAACCGUUUUCAUUUUCGUUAAUUAAAAAUGACAGCCCGAAGAAAUCUUUUAUGAUACUAGAUGCAAAGCGCGUCUAUUUACACUGCUGCUAAUAAAAUGUCGUCAAAAGCGCUUAGGACAUAAAUGGGCGGACGGACGCCAGUUUAUCUUCAAUAUUAUCAAGACAUAUGCUUUUUUGAUAAUUAUAUAGUCAUUUCGUUAACAACUCAGUCAGCUUCAAGCAUCAUGUACCCUGGACUCGCCGAGCUUUCCAAAGAUCACCUGUCCUAACUGUUUUCAUGUAGAAAAACAGUAUCUAUAUUUGGUCUUAGACAAAUACAGUAUUAAUACUGAGAAAUAAUAUUAAUAAGAACAGUAUUUUCUGAGAUCGACCCAGUUUUCAACUGUGCGCAAGUUGUUCCGAAUUAAGAGAACUAGAUAACAAAACGAAGAAAGACAUGCCUUCAUCGACGUCCAUUUUCUUCGUGGUCAUCUUCGCACUGGAGGCAAUCAUGAUCGUUAUUGGUAACACGUUUACUAUUUUCGUAUUCUGGAAUCAAAGAUCCCGCAUAAAUCGGACUUAUUUUCUUCUGAUUAACCUCGCAAUUGCAGAUUUACUUGUAGGAAUUACAGAACUAACAGUCCUGGGAGCUUUCAAAUUUGAGGUCACGCUAGAAAGUGACGGACUAUUGAUGCAAAGACAAUCAAAUCCUUCGGUUGCUUUUCAACUUUUGUUUCCGUGUACGUCAGUGUAUUUUCUCGCUCUUGUCUCCUUGGAACGUGCUUUCUCCGUGUUAUCGCCAAUCCGUCAUCGCUCCAUAAACAGUCGAGUUUACAUCAAGAGCAUCGUUUUUGUGUGGGCAGUUGGCCUUUGUUUCUUUGCUUUAACCCUCAUCGCCAUUCAUUACCCAGAGGUGAAAGAGGAAUAUGCUUUUAUAGCAAGUAACACAGGUCUUUUUAUUUCCCAACUGAUAAUCUGUACAAGUUACCUUAAAAUACGCAAUCGGUUGCGCGCAUCAUCACCAGGGCUUGAUAUUCAUGGCCAUCACUUACCGGCACACAAUCUACGGCUUUCUAAAACGCUUUUCAUCACAAUCGCGUCGUCGCUUGUGUUUUGGAUACCUGGUUUUGUAGUUUACUCAACUAGAGAAUUUUGUCCUCCAUGCUUUCCUGUACCAGUAGUUUGGUUCGCGAAUGCUAUGUAUCUGGCAAAUUCUAUGGUGAAUCCCUUCGUAUACAGUUUUAGGAUGACAAUAUUUAAAGACGCUUUAAAGAAACUCUGCAGGAAAAGACAACAGAACAUAGGACCAGGGUUAGCAAGUCGGCAUGUACAGAGCCCUGUAUUUUGACUAUCAAAAGCCUGUCACUUAUUCAGCAUAAAGGUAUACCAACAUCUACGGUUAUGAGUUGAUAUGUCAAACUAGUAGGGGUAGCAAUAUAAUGACGUUGAUUGUGAAAAAUGAUCACUGAAAUAGGCUGUGGUCACAUUGUGUUUGCAGUUGAAAUAACGCAAGGUAUGCACUUGUGGAAAGUCCAUUUUACAGGGUGGUUUGGCAGCGGUUAUGUAGUGGUUUAUUUUUUGAUGGAGAAGGGAACAGUGGAUCUUAACAAAACAUGGUCAGUUGAACAGUCAGCGCCUCUCAUGGUUCUUGUCAGUUGAAGAUGUCAUUUUGGUCUACCUGCCUUACCAUUACAAAAUCUAAAAGGUACCAAUGUUUAUAGCGGGGUUGCGAAGAGGUCAAGUAUAUGACCCCUAUAUUAGCAACAGCAUGGUGAACUGGAAGACAGUUUGGGCGGGAUAACAUCAGAUUAGGAAUCUGCCAAGGAGACUCCUUAUCAUCUUUUUUUUAAUAGUCAUGUUGCCACUUACAAUAGUGUUACGAAAAAUGAGAGCGGCAGGAUAUAAACUGGCGAAGGCAUGAGACCCAUUAUAUUGAAAGCUCAGAUUGUAUGGCAUAUUAAUUAAGUAAAAGCCUUAUCUAUGCAUUCAACAACUGUGAAGCGUACACCUUUGAAAGAGUUACGCUAGAUGCACAGAUCAUCCUGGUAAAAUGUACAAUUACGCGAGUGAUUUUUGUAAGCUCCGCCACCAACAUGGUUGUAAAAAAAUGAUAUUUUUAUAUCAUGUUUCGUUGAUUCCUAUAAAUUAAUUAUCCCAUCGUCACCCCUCAACAGCUUGAUUAACCCAUAUAAAUCACAGGCUGCCAGAUUGUGAAUCAUUUGAAGGAGCUGAAAUUGUUGAAGAUACGGUUUCUGAAAUUAAACUUGUUGCUAAUUGAAAAAUUCUCCUUUUUUGAAUAGCCUCAAACGCAUUUGUCAUAUCUGAUAUUCACUAAUAGGACUGAAUGACGGUCAUGACGCGAGUUAAAGAUAAUAUCCUGUGCUGUGUUAAAUUUCAGCGCUGUUAACUUAUUUAAGAAAUUAAUGGUAUAAUAUGUAAUGCUUUUAUUCAUGCAGUGCGAAUAGGUGCAGGUUAAUCGGCUUAAAUCUUAAACAACUAAGAAAAGCUCAUGGUUAUCUGAUGCAUUUUAAUGCCUGAAAAGUUCAGUCUUACAUUUUUCCCAAGUCUAAGCAGUAAUCAAAUUACUAAAAAAAAGAUCUUUGUGAUAUUUGUGACAUUUAAAUGAAUAUUAACUUUUGCAAAUCACUAAUUAUUUGUAAUAUUUCAAAUAAUAUUUAUGCCACUCGUUUCUCAGAAGAGCUCGAUGAUAUGCGAUAAACUUUCAUUGCAACAAGCUGCCGGGCUGAUCAUUAGCCAAGCACUAAUGACAUGAUAUACGGUUUUAAAACAGUUAGACAACGGAUGUAAUGUGAUCCCCAUAAACCUUAACAAAUAUUUCACCAUUUAUCAUUUUAAAAUAUCCCUCUUGUCAAAACGAAAAUAAUAUAUGAACGGGAAAAAGCUACAUGUCUUGAUUUUCCCUUAUUCGACAUCCUCUCAAAGAUGAAAAACAUGGAAAACAGCAUUUUUUUAUUUUCAUCAACACCGAAAAAUUGUAAUUAUUUACCAUUGAUAGGAGAUAAAAUAGAAAUCUUUCCAUGGGUAGAUUUUUAAUGAGCCAAAAAGAUCUUACGGCACAGAAAUCAAGUUUAGAUUUUGUUUUUAAGUUCAUCGUACUUUUAAUUAAUUUCUGAUCAUAUCUAUUAUGCGUUAUUAAAUCACUCGUCUUUUUUGUAUUACCAAUACUAGAUAACCCCGAUGUCCAAAACACUGAUAACCGAAGUAUACAAUCUUUGCAUUAUAGAUGCGAAUAUAUAAUCGUGUUUAUUGACACGAGAUGUAAAAAAUGUGUUGUGAAACUUGGGCCUCAGUGACUGACGUAAAUCGACGUUUUAUUCUCACUGUUUCUUUGCGGCCAGCUGAGAUUAACAUCAAGUCUCCGCGACUUAUCAAAUAGCAAUUAUUGGAUUCGGCUUUCGUUUAGUGAAAUGAAGAAUCAAGAAGAUCGAGGAGGGGGUUAUCGGCCGUGAUCUUCUAGUCCGACAUGAAAUAAACACGCAAGUUACCUCCAUCUUUUGUACAGAUCCCAUCUUCAAUGCCUCACUCCUCUGCAGUCUAAGGUUAUAAAGGAGGAUAUUCAGUCUAGCAUAGAAUGAAUUAUAAUACUCAGUUAAGCUUACUGAGAUGUAUAAACUUGGUGUAUGAACGGAACUGUAUCUAUUUUAAUCAUAGUACUUAUACAAAGAAGUUAUUUGCAAGGAGAGAUAUUUUUCCAGAGCGCAUAAAUAUUAUUCAUCAGCCUGGGAGUUGUUUAUGCAGUAAUCAGUUUAAGUAAAAAAAAAAAACACUGUACACCACAAAGGUGCCAAAAAAUAGAGAAAUAGAAAAUCGAAAAUAACUGAAGGAAACGAGAAAAAAAAUUCUGCUGAAACCUCGACUGAAAUUGUUGGACAUACGGCAAGAAAUUAAAAUCAAAUGGUCAACAUGUUUUACGUAAAAAUCAAUUUUUGUGGGCUUAAGAAAUGAAUAGUGAAUUUUUUGACUAAUUAUUUUAUCAGCUGUAUUAGCAAAACAUAACGUGAGAUAUUUUGUAAUUAAAGAGUUGAUACUGGAGCAUUUAACAUGGGCUUUGCAAAUAAGUAAUUUUCAAAGGAUGAUAAUUAAUAAAAACUUAAUAUAAGUGUUGCAGUGACAACCACAUUAUAGAUUCCCUGGAUGGAUUUCUUAUCUGUUGCUUUCUAAUUACUGAACCGUUUUCAUUUUCGUUAAUUAAAAAUGUCAGCUCGAAGAAAUCUUUUAUCACACUAGAUGUAAAGCGCGUCUAUUUACACUGCUGCUAAGUAAAUGUCGUAAAAAGCGCUCCGGACAUAAAUGGGCGGACGGACGCUAGUUUAUCUUCAAUAUUAUCAAGACAUAUGUUAAUUUUUGAUGUAAUCAUUUCGUUAACAACUCAGUCAGUUUCAUGCAUCAUGUACCUUGGACUCGAUGAGCUUUACAAAGAUCACCUUACCGUCCAAACUGCCUUCAUGUAGAAAUACAGUAUCUUUCUUUGGUCUACAAAUACAGUAUUAAUACUGAGAAAUAAGACAAGAACGAUAUUUUCUUGAGAUCGGCAAGUACAGUGUACUGUGACCUUUUCAACUGUGCGCGAGUUGUUCCGAAUUAAGGGAACUAGACAACAGAACAAGAAGACAUGCCUUCAUCCACGUCCAUUUUCUUCGUGGUCAUCUUUACAGUGGAGGCAAUCAUGAUCAUUAUUGGUAACACGUUUACAAUUUUGGUAUUCUGGAAUCAAAGAUCCCGCAUAAACCGGACUUAUUUCCUUUUGGUUAACCUUGCAAUUGCAGAUUUACUUGUAGGAAUUACAGAACUAACAGUCCUGGGAGCUUUCAAAUUUGAGGUCAUGCUAGAGAGUGACUCACUAUUGAGGAUGCAAAGACAAUCAAAUCCUUCGGUUGCUUUUCAACUUUUGUUUCCGAGUACGUCUGUCUUAUUUCUCGCACUUGUCUCCUUGGAACGUGCUUUCUCCGUGUUAUCGCCAAUUCGUCAUCGUUCCAUAAACAGUCGAGUUUACAUCAAGAGCAUCGUUUUUGUGUGGGCAGUCGGCCUUUGUUUCUUUGCUUUAACCCUCAUCGCCAUUCAUUACCCAGAGGUGAAAGAGGAAUAUGCUUUUCUAGCAAGUAACACAGGUCUUUUUAUUUCCCAACUGAUAAUCUGUACAAGUUACCUUAAAAUACGCAAUCGGUUGCGCGCAUCAUCACCAGGGCUUGAUAUUCAUGGCCAUCAAUUACAGGCACACAAUCUACGGCUUUCUAAAACGCUUUUCAUCACAAUCGCGUCGUCGCUUGUGUUUUGGAUACCUGGUUUUGUAGUUUACUCAACUGGAGAAUUUUGUCCUGCAUGCUUUCCUGUACCAGUAGUCUGGUUCGCGAACGCUAUGUAUCUGGCAAAUUCUAUGGUGAAUCCCUUCGUCUACAGUUUCAGGAUGACAAUGUUUAAAGACGCUUUAAGGAAACUCUGCAGGAAACGACAACAGAGUAUAGGGCCAGGCUAGCAAGUUGGCAUGCACACAGCCUUGUAUUUUGUCUGUCACUUAUUUAACAAAAGUUAUACCAGCAUCUACGGUUUUGAGUUGAUAUGUCAAACUAGGGAUAGCAAUAUGUUGACGCUGAUUGUGAAAAAUGAUGACUGAAAUAGGCUGUGGUUGCAUUGUGUUUGCAGUUGAAACAAUGCGAGGUAUAAACUUGUGGAAAGCCCAUUUGCACUGAUCAACGCAUAGACUAUUCACAGUCUCCUACUUUUCGUAAGAUCGUCAGGAUCGAGCGCUUACCGCUGGAAUGAGUGCCAUCUUGGUCGACGAUCUUACAGAAAAAUAGGCGACUGGGAACAGUGUAAUUCAGUAACACACGGAGCAAUACUGUAAAAUACCAUGGUAAAAGGGAGUUUUAAUUUUGAAUGUUAGUAGGUAGUUUUAAUUGCUCAACGUUUUUUCCGUAAGACUUUUCGUAGUGAGGCAUGAAAUUAUUGAUUCAAACACAGUUUGAACAGUAAAAAUUGAAAACUACCAGAACAGCCAGCGAAUACGACCACUACAAAAACUGUGUGAAAAACUUUCUCCAGGUUGAAUCAUCUUAUAAUUAAGCUCUUUUUAAUCUCUCUAUCAAGGCUUUGCAUGGGGGUGGUGGAUAAAUAAACACGAAUGAUUUGCAAUGACAAUUAUACCUUAAACCCUUGUUGCCCAUUAGAAGUAACUUUUACGAGAUGAUUCAGUAAUUUUUAAAUCAAUUUUACUUUUUACUCAUACAACUUAAAAAAAUGUUGUGUUUAUGAAACAACCAUCUUUUUUGCAGCAGUUGCCCAUCCAAGCAAUAAUUCGCCCGUUCAAAGGAAGUGCACAUAUAACAGGGCAUUAAUGCUAUCUUGUAAGCCAUUUCUCUGAAAUAAAGCAAAGGAAGCAGAGAGGGGCGUCUAAAUAUCAUGGUGUGAUAUUCUUAGGGCUACUAUAGCUGUGUCCGGGACAAUCUGAUUUAAAAAUCCGUGCUGGCAAGAAGAAUUAUGGCAUUUAAAAAGGUACAAAAUAAGGCAUUUACAAUGGUGGUGUCUUCAGGUGGAGUAGAGCGUAAAUUAGGACAAUUUAUGCUCUACCAGGGCAUGCAGCAAUAUGAGUGAUUUUUAGUCACACAAAAGAGACUGUAUAGAUUCGAGAACUGCAUGGGGAGUUUCCAAGCGCAUAGCAAAAAUAGUGUAUUACUGAAACUGCAAACGCUGUUCUUCAAAACCGGCAAUAUCAGAUGUCCCAGAUGAAAUACCCGCUUGUCACUUGUAUAUAUUUGCAGAAUAUAUACAGCUGUAUGAUAUGGAGUAAAGACUAAAUCACUCGUAUUGCACUAAAAAAGCUAACUACGCAGGCUUCAUCAUGGGCAAUGCACAAUUUCAAAGAAGACCGCGAGGAUAUUGUAAAUGGACAUAGGUCCCUCUCUACCAGGAGACACCACCCUGGUUUCUGGCGUGGAAAAGACCUCCUUGAUGAGGGUAUAAGGGUCUUUGAUCUUUCGUUAGUAAUCCUUCUAGUGAUAUGAUGCGACAUUCGUGGAUCCUGAAAUGCUUAGUGAUGGUUGGAACGCCAAGAGUAUCAUCGUCAUCGGUGUCAGUCGGUUCGACUGAGACCGUUCUAGGGAGCAGCAUGGUUUGAUAAGUCUCCUUCAGGUAGGUCUGUCGUUGGCCUUCUCCUGCCAUCGAGAUCGAUGUCUCUCUCCAUUUCAUGUUUCUCUUUGCAACAUCUUUGAACCUUAAUCUAGGCCUCCCUUGAUUACGCAUCCCCAAACAGAGUUGAAAGUAUAACGGCCGCCUUGGUAGUCUGUUAAUAUCUAUCCUAUGCACGCGACCCAGCCAUCUAAGAUUUUUCUCAAUCAGAAAGUCAGCCAUUGAUGGUAGUCCUGUAAGGCAGAGAAUUUCCACAUUCGUGAUCUUGUCCUUCCAUGGUACGUUCAUUAUUACUCUUAGAUGUGCCAUGAUAUAAGCUUGGAGCUUCUUCACUUGACUCUGAUAUAUUGCCCAUGUUUCAGGACCAUACAGGCGGGAAGAAGGGACAACAGCUUGAUUGACUUUGCACAUGACUUUAACAGACAAAUGCCGGCCUUUCCAUAGCCUCUCCGGUAGUUUUACAAAAGCAGCACUUACAUUUCCCAUCCUUUAUCUGAGCUGGCAUUGUUACAGAUAGUGCUUCAUAAGCAUUUGAACUCGUAACACUGCACCUGGGCCUCUUGAUUGACAGUUAUGGUUGUUGGCUCAGGAGCUGGAUCUAGGUUUUGCAUUGGCUGGUAUAAGCAUUCAGUUUUUUUAUUGUUGAUCUCAGGAAAAAUUGGGCGGCAGCUCUGGUGAACCUGUCCACCAGACUCUGAAUAUUAUCAGCACUGUGGGCAACUACAGCAAACAUCAUUUCCCUCACAAGGAUCUACGUUGUGCGUGUUUUUUCUCUGAAAAGGACUACGUUAAACAGGUCAGCAUCAAUACGAGUUUGGUUGAAGAUACCGUCACCAACACCAUCAAAGGUUACUUUAAAUAUCGCAGUGUCGGAGCGAGCACGCAACCUUGUUUGACUCAUCGGUGACAGCAAUUCCUUGGAGAUGGAGUUUCCUUGAGCCACGUGUGUUGCUUGCAUUUCGUUGUGCAGUGCCCUUACCAGAUUGAUAAAUUCAGUAGUUCAUCAAUACUUUCCGAGCAGUACAUACAUACUUUCCAAGCACUUGUAUUAAAAGCCUUUGUGAAGUCGAUAAAAACGGCAUACAGCGGCAUGUUAUGCUCUUUACACAGGCUUGUAACUGUCGCAGACAGAAGAAGAUCAUAUCCACAGUGCCUCUACCACUGCGAAUUACCACAUUGAGUCUCAGAAAAGAUAUUGGGAACUAUGUGUUCGUUCAAUCUGUUGAGGAAUAUGCGAACCAAGAUAUUUUCGGCUAUUGAGAGAAGAGGAAUACUUCGAUAGUUCCCACAGUCCUUUCUACUUCCCUUCUCGAAGACUGACACGAUAAUGGGAUCUUUCCAGUCUUUUGGUGUUUCCCAGAUCUGCAAAACCAGUUUGUACAAGCUAGAGGCGAGUUUCACAGCCACAAUGUUUCCAGAUUUCGGCAGCUAUACCACACCCUCCAAGGGCUUUACCUUCCUUUCUUGCACUGAUGGCAUCCAACAGCUCAUCCAAUUCAGGAUUUUCAUCAACAAGUGUAAUGUUCGGCCUCGGUGCAGUGGUGUCCACGGCAGAGCGAUCAACCUUUCCUGUCAUGUUAAGUAGCUGGUCAAAUUGGUUUGCAAAUCUAUCUAAGGACAGUACGCUUUGUUGUACCCCUAGCUCUUCUGUUGCCCAUAUACUUCUCUCAAGCCAUUUUAAAAGGCUUUCAUGUCGUUUUUAUUUGCCGCCUGCCGGAAUUCUUCAGCCCCCCCACCAUUGAGACUUUAUUUUCCUGGUGUACUGCUGUAGAUUCCGUCGAGCACCAGUCAUUUCUGCCCUGUUUGGUCUCAGUAAUGUUCAGCUGAAGCUGUUUCACCCUUGCAUUAUUUCCUUCAUCCAAAAAGAUCCUUCACCUUCUUUUUACUGUCUUCGAAACAAUCCUGGUGGUUCCGACUGGGUUUACCUAAAACACUCAGAGCGGGGUCAUAUGUAGUUGUAGUUUCUUCAGUCUCUGACUACUGAUGUCGAGAUCCUGCCAAAGCCUUGUCCUUUUCCUUCUUCAACUUCUGCUGGUUAUCUUUAUCUCCUAGUUUCGUUACAUCAAUCUUACAGGGUGAUUUGGCAGCAGUUAUAUGUAGUAGUUUAUUUCCUGACGGAGAGGGGAACAGUGGAUCUUAACAAAACAUGGUCAGUUGAACAGUCAGCGCCUCUCAUGGUUCUUGUCAGUUGAAGAUGUCAUUUUGGUCUACCUGCCUUACCAUUACAAAAUCUAAAAGGUGCCAAUGUUUAUAGCGGGGUUGCGAAGCGGUCAAGUAUAUGACCCCUAUAUUAGCAACAGCAUGGUGAACUGGAAGACAGUUUGGGCGGGAUAACAUCAGAAGAGGAAUCUGGCAAGAAGACUCCUUAUCAUCCUUUUUUUCAAUUGUCAUGUUGCCACUCACAAUAGUGUUACGAAAAAUGAGGGCUGCAGGAUAUAAACUGGCGAAGACAUGAAACCCAUUAACCAUCUAUUGUUCAUGGAAGAUUGGGAGUUUAAGGAGCUAACACAGACAAACUUUAAGUAUUAAAAGAGGUGUUGACUUGACGCGGACAAAAAGACGACAGAACACAAGUCCAGCUCUGCAAAAUAGUCCGUGCUUUUGCCCGGGAGGGGCUUCACUCCAAUACUUUUGACCUGCCUGAAGUAGAAAAAUAUUGAAAGCUCAGAUUGUAUGGCAUAAUUAAUUAAGUAAAAGCCUUAUCUAUGCAUUCAACAACUGUGAAGCGUACACCUUUGAAAGGGUUACGCUAAAUGCACAGAUCAUCCUUGUAAAAUGUACAAUUACGCGAGUGAUUUUUGUAAGCUCCACCACCAACAUGGUUGUAAAAAAAUGAUAUUUUUAUAUUAUGUUUCGUAGAUUCCUAUGAAUUAAUUAAUCCCAUCGUCACCCCUUAACAGCUUGAUUAACCCAUAUAAAUCACAGGCUGCCAGAUUGUGAAUCAUUUGAAGGAGCUGAAAUUGUUGAAGAUACGGUCUCUGAAAUUAAACUUGUUGCUACUUGAAAAAUUCUCCUUUUUUUGAAUAGCCUCAAACGCGUUUGACAUAUUUGAUAUUCACUACUAGGACUGAAUGACGCUCAUGACGGGUUAUUAGUAUAAUAUGCAAUGCUUUUAUUCAUGCAGUGCGAAUAGGUGCAGGUUAAUCGGCUAAAGUCUUAAAUAACUAAGAAAAGCUCAUGGUUAUGUGAUGCAUUUUAAUGCCUGAAAAGUUCAGCCUUACAUUUUUCCCAAGUCUAAGCAGUAAUCAAAUUACUAAAAAAAAAAGAUCUUUGUGAUAUUUGUGACAUUUAAAUGAAUAUUAACUUUUGCAAAUCACUAAUUAGUUGUAAUAUUUCAAAUAAUAUUUAUGCCACUCGUUUCUCAGAAGAGCUGGAGGAUAUGCGAUAAACUUUCAUUGCAACAAGCUGCCGGGCUAAUGGUACUCAUUAGCCAAGCACUAAUGACAUGAUAUACAGUUUUUAAACAGUUAGAGAACGGAUGUAACUAAGUGCGUUUAUAGAAACCCAGAGAUCCCCAUAAACCUUAACGAAUAUUUCACCAUUUAUCAUUUUGAAAUAUCCCAUUUGUCAAAACGAAAAUAAUAUAUGACCGGGAAAAGCUACUCCCACAUGAUUUUCCCCUAUUCGACACCCUCUCAAAGAUUAAAACAUGUAAAAUGGCAUUUUUUUUUUUAUCAACACCGAAAAAUUGUAAUUAUUUUCCAUUGAUAGGAGAUGAUUCGAAUAUAAUAUAAAUCUUUCCAUGGGUAGAUUUUGAAUGAGCCAAAAAAUAAUCUUACGGUACAGAAAUCAGGUUUAGAUUUUGUUUUUAAGUUCAUCGUACUUUAAUUACAUAUCUAAUAUGCGUUCUUGAAUCACUCAUCUUUUUUAUAUUACCAAUACUAGAUAACCCCGAUGUCCAAAAAACUGAUAACCGAAGUAUAUACAAUCUUUGCAUUAUAGAUGCGAAUAUAUAAUCGUGUUUAUUGACACGAGAUGAUGUGAAAAAAUCUUGUGAAACUUGGGCCUUUAAAUCGACUUUGUAUCCUCACUGUUUCUUUGUGGCCAACUGAGAUUAACAUCAAGUCUCCUCAACUUAUCAAAUAGCAAUUAUUGGAUUCGGGUUUCAUUUAGUGAUAUGAAGAAAUAAGACGAUUGAGGAGCGGGUUAUCGGCCGUGAUCUUCUAGUCCGACAUCAACCAAAACAUGCCAGUUACCUUCAUCUUUGUACAGAUCCCAUCUUCAAUGCCUCACCGCUCUGCAGUCUAAGGUUAUGAAGGAAGAAUAUUCAUUCUAGCAUAGAAUGAAUAAUAAUUCUCAUUUAAGCUUACUGAGAUGUAUAAACUCGGUGUAUGAACGGAACUUUAUUUAUUUUAAUUAUGUCUACAAAGAAAUUAUUUGCAUGGAGCGAUAGUUUUGCCAGAGCGCAUGAAUUUUAAUAUUUAACAGCAUGGGAGCUGUCCAUGCAGUAAGUCAGUUUAAGUUAAAAAAAAAGACAGACAAACAAACAAACAAAAAACAAAAGUGUUUCAGUGACCACCACAUUAUGGAUUCCCUAACUUAGAUAAGAUGAGUCCUGAGUCAGUUGCCUUCCUGACAAUCACACUUUUCAAAUGACACUUAAUGUUAGAUAAUGUUCUAAAUUUCUCGCUUUUUCUCCCAGUUUAAAUUUUAGGUAAAUAUGGACAUUGAAAAUGUCAAUUUUAUAAAUAACGAAAGGUAUAUAAAAUGUUAAACCGCUGAAAGGACAUGAGCAGAAUAUGUCGAUUAAAUCUAUGUAUUAAUAUUACACAAAUUUAGGAGUCUUACGUAAGCCAAUAUUCUUUUUUUGUUAGAUGCCAAUUUCAUUUUUGAAUUUUCUUAUCUAUUGCUUUCUAACUACUACUGAACCAUUUUCAUUUUCGUUGAUUAAAAAAGACAGCCCGAAGUAUUCUGCUAUUAUACUAGAUGCAAAUAAACUGAUAAGCCCUUCUAUUUAUACUUCUGCUAAGGAAAUGUCGUAAACAGCGCUUAGGACAAAUAAAUGGGCGGACGGACGUAAGUUUACCUUCAAUAUUAUCACUAUAUUACAUUAAUUUAAUCAUUUCGUUAACAACUCAGUCAGCUUCAAGCAUCAUUUGCCUUGGACUCGCGCUUUGAAGAGGCCUGAUCGUCUUAACUGCCUUCAUACAAAAAUAUAUAUAUUUGGUCUACAGAUACAGUGCUAAUACUGAGAUAUAAUAUAAGAACGAUAUUCUCUUGUGAUCGGGAAGUACAUGUACAGUGUACUGUCCUUUCCAGAAUUAAGGGCAAGCAACUAGUUGCUGGUGUAUUGGGAUAGGGAACUAGAUAACAGAACGAGGAAAGACAUGCCUUUAUCAACGUCCAUUUUUUUCGUAGUCAUCUACACACUGGAGGCAAUCAUGAUUAUUAUUGGAAACACGUUUACUAUUUUCGUAUUUUGGAAUCAAAGAUCCGGCAUAAAACGAACCUAUUUUCUUUUGAUUAACCUCGCAAUUGCAGAUUUACUUGUAGGGAUUACAGAACUAACAGUCUUGGCAGCUUUCAAAUCUGAGAUCAUGCUAGAAAGUGACGUACUUUUGAGUCAAAGCCCGUCAAAUCCUUCGGUUGCAUUUCAACUUUUGUUUUCGAGCACGUCCGUCUAUUUUCUCGCUCUUGUCUCCUUGGAACGUGCUUUCUCCGUGUUAUGGCCAAUCCGUCAUCGCUCCAUAAACAGUCGGGUUUACACGAAGAGCAUCGUUUUUGUGUGGGCAGUUGGGCUUUGUUUCUUUGCCACAAACAUCAUCGCCUUGUAUAACACUGCGGUGAAAUGGGAUUAUGUUUUUACCACAAGUGUCACAAGUCUUUUUAUUUCCCAACUGAUAAUCUGUACAAGUUACCUUAAAAUACGCAAUCGAUUGCGCGCAUCAUCACCAGGGCUAGAUAUUCAUAACCAUCAAUUACGGGCACAAAAUUUACGACUUUCAAAAACAAUUUUUAUCACAAUUGCUUCGUCGCUUGUGUUUUGGAUGCCUGCUUUUAUAAUCCUCUCAACGAGAGAAUUUUCUCCUCAAUGCCUUUCUGUACCAGUAGUUCGGUUCGCGAACGCUAUGUAUCUGGCAAAUUCUAUGGUGAAUCCCCUCGUCUACAGUUUCAGGAUGCCAAUAUUUAAAGACGCUUUGAAGAAAUUAUGCAGGAAAAGACAACAGAACAUA